AUGGCUUCUACGGCAGCUGCCAAAGCUGCAGAGAUCUCCCAGGUCUGCAUCUCCAUGUCCAACCAAGCAUCUUGUCAACGAACUGACCUGGAACAGACAGAAAUAGAAGCGUUCCAUGCCGAGCAUUUCUCAGGCUCGGCCACCCAGCUCUUUACGACCGAUUUCCUCAAUCCGUCUUCCUCACAGGCGCACGAUGAAUUCUACGAAGGGUACUAUGAGGAAUACGAGGAAGAGGACGAUGGCCUUGGCUACUAUCCUGACGGUGUCAAGCGCACCUUGACCGAUGAACAAAUCGCCAUCUUCCGUCACUCCGAGCUCGAAGCAUUGCGUCGCAGUCAAGAGAGGAGUGCGGAGAAAGCAACUUCGAAUCUCGCAGAACUCCUCAACACUCCGGUGACGGACCGUGAGAGUGGAGAGGUGCCCGAGGCUGAAUUGUCCGAAGGCGAAGAGGGCGAGAUAGAAGCCGACACUCCACAGCCAGGCGCUUCGGGUCCACCUUCCAAGAAAAAGAAACGAAAGAAGAAGUCGAAGAACAAGAACAAAACUUCACACCCAGGUUCCGAGCAGCCGCAGAAAGGCGAUGCUGGGUGGUUCAAGAAGACGGUCAAACCCGACCUGCGCAAGAGAACUUGGGAUGUUGUGGAGGCUGGCAUGGACAGCCUCGAUUACGAUGGCCUUGAGGCAGGCAAUGCUACCGGGAACGGGCUGGCUGCGCAGAGGCGAAAGAUCUCGUAUGAUGACUGA
Messenger RNA from Neoarthrinium moseri, 744 nucleotides. RefSeq lists its product as uncharacterized. The transcript has a single exon. The coding region runs from base 1 to 744 and encodes 247 amino acids. The record is from RefSeq and is a predicted model, not a curated record. Lineage: Eukaryota; Fungi; Ascomycota; Sordariomycetes; Amphisphaeriales; Apiosporaceae.